Molecule: messenger RNA, 1989 nt
Organism: Miscanthus lutarioriparius
Lineage: Eukaryota; Viridiplantae; Streptophyta; Magnoliopsida; Poales; Poaceae
Source: the annotation of a GenBank genome assembly
AUGUCGCUGUCGAAGCCGGUCUCGGCGCGCCGCCUCACGCCGGCGCUCUUCCCGCUCGCGCACGCGGACGCCGCCUCGGCCGCGGCCUCCCGCCGGGAGCUCCGCAAGGACACGUUCGUCGCCACGCCGCCGACCCCCGCGCCCUCCCCGCGGGCCCUGCGCCUCGCGGAGCCGCUCCCCACGCUGGCGCCGUCCCGCCUCGCGUUCCACAACCGGAUCCUCGCGCUCCUCUCUGGGCCCCAGGCCGACCUCCCCGAGGCGGUGCUCCUCACCCGCCACGCGCUCCACUCCAACUGCCGCCCCUCGUCCUGCACCUGCGCCGCCGUCCUCGCCGCGCUCCUCCGCGCGCGCCGCCUCGAGGACUUCUUUGCGCUGCACCGCUUCGCGCUCCAGGCCGCCGUCCCGCCCACCGCCGCCACGCACGUGCUCUACCUCUCCGCGCUCGCCGCGCGCCACCUCGACGACGGCGCUCUCCACCACCUCCGCAUCCUCGCCCGCCCCGGAUCCCCCGUGCCACCCUCCCCGACGGCCUACCGCGUCGUCGUCGAGUGUCUUGUCGACCACGGCCGGCUCGCGGAUGCCGUCGAGCUCAAGGAUGAGAUGCUUGACUCUGGAUUCGUCGGGCCGGAUCCCAAGGUCUACAGAAUCCUCAUGGCUGGGUUCUUGGGUGCUGGGGAUGGAGCCAAAGCCAUGGAGCUGUACCAAGAACUCAAGGACAAGGUUGGGGGCGAGCCAGUUCUUGAUGGCAUUGUGUAUGGGACUCUCAUGAAAGCGUACUUCCUUAUGGGAAUGGAGGAGAAGGCUAUGGAGUGUUACAAAGAGGUGCUCGGUGUUGAAUUGGCGGUGAGGUUUGGGGCCGAGAGCUACAAUGAGGUGGUUGAUGCGCUUGGGCAGAAUGGGAGGUUGGAGGAUGCACUUAAGCUGUUCGACAGAAUGCUUGGGGAGCAUGACCCUCCACUGCGGAUUGCAGUUGAUCUGAGAAGCUUCAGGGUGAUGGUUGAUGCAUAUUGUGCUGCUGGGAGAUUUGAAGAUGCAAUUGCAGUGUUCAGAAGAAUGGGAGAAUGGAAGCUGGUGCCUGAUGUGGCAUCCUAUAAUAAUUUGAUUCGGCACCUGCAGAUUAACCAGUUGAUAGAUAAGGUGGAGGUGCUCUACAGUGAGAUGUGUGAGAGUGGGGUUGGUGCGGAUGAGGAGACAUAUUUACUGCUCAUGGAAGCAUGCUUCAGUGUCGACCGCAUCGAUGAUGGUAUCUCUUACUUUGACAAAAUGAACAAUUUGGAGCUGAAGCCUGAUGCAACUGCAUAUCAUAAACUUGUUGAUGGCCUGGUGGGUUUCAGUAUGGUCGACAAGGCUCAGGAAUACUUCGAUCAGAUGAAGGAGAAGGGAGUUAGCCCAAGCAUCUCAACCUACGAGACAUUGCUGAAGGCAUAUAUUGCUGCUGACCGGUUAGAUGAUGCAGUCAAGGUUGCAAAAGGUAUUCUUUUGGAUGAGAAGGUUGUGUUCAGCGAUGGAAUGAGGGAGCUCUUGGAAGGAGCAUUACGUGGAGAUGGGAGGGAAAAUGACAUCGCCAAGUUAUAUGAGGAUGUGGAGAGGGAAAAGGCUGAAGCAGAAGCCCGGGCUGCAGAAGAGAAGGUGAGGGCAGAGGCUCUUGCCAGGGAAGAGAGGGAGAGAAGGAGGGCAGAGAUUGCUGCUAAGGAUGAAGCCGCAGCAAAAGCCAGUGCCGCUGCCAUUGAAGCUAUCCUAGCCCAUAAAAGGAAGACUGAGAAUGAAGGAGCGCCUGCUCUUGAUGCAAACACCCUGGAUGGUGGCUUUCUCAGUAAGCUAGGCCUUAAAUCAGCUGGAGAAGGGGCACUUCAAGGCAAUCCAACAGAAAGUGGAGACGAUGGAGAAGGGGGCACUUCAAAGCAAUCCAACAGAAAGUGGAGACAUGAAGAAGGGGAACUUCAUGGCAAUCCGGCAGAAAGAAAUGGAGACAAUGUGCCCUAUCUGUGA